This is a messenger RNA of Angiostrongylus costaricensis, 324 nucleotides long. Lineage: Eukaryota; Metazoa; Nematoda; Chromadorea; Rhabditida; Metastrongylidae. The record is from the annotation of a GenBank genome assembly.
AUGACAGAUGAACAACCGAACGUCAUAAACUAUGUAGUGGACAAAAUUCAACAAGGGUAUGGAAGUGAUCACAUUUCAAAAGCUUACAUGCAUAAACCUGCGAGUAACGACACCAAUCGUGUUAUAAUUACCACGGAGAGAGGCUUUAAAGCCAUUUCUGAGUGCAUUCCUGAGACUGUGGUGGUAUUGUCAGAGCAACAUGCCAUUUCCGUGUGCACGACUUCCAGUGAAAACUAUGAAAUUUUCGAGAUGAUGGGUACAGAAUCCGUUUGUAAGGCUAUUGAACGUGAAAAGAACAACACCAUUUGUUUUGGUGGGUUGUAG